AUGCAUUAUACACCAAUACAAUAUAGUGAAAUAUUUACGAAAGAAAAAUCAGUCUUAUUAAUAUCUGGAAUAGCUGGUAUUGGGAAAACAUGGUUGCUUAGAAAAUGUUUGCUUGAUUGGUCAAAUGGUUUAAUUUGGAAAAAUAUUGAACUUGUUUUUUAUUUGGAAUGCAGGAGACUUAAUCAAUAUUCAAAUAUUUCAAAUAUAUAUGAAUUACUAAAUGUUUUCUACAAAGAUAUUGUAAACUUUAACAUAAGCAGUCAUACUGCACUGUUUAUAAUUGAUGGAUUAGAUGAGUUUCAAUAUUUCAACGAGUUAUUAAAUCCAAGUUUGACUUGUAACUACCCGAUUGUUAAUGUUUUAGCAGAAAUUCUAAAGUACAAUCAUGUAAUUGCUGGUAGAGUUUAUGCAAUAGAUCAAUACCAAAGUAUAUCUACAGAAUAUAGUGAUAAGUUGACUGUUCAAAUAAUGGGGUUUAAUGAAAAUGGAAUUAAUAAUUAUGUAGAAAACCAUGUUAUGGAAGAAAAAAAAAAAGUUAUAAAAACAAUUUUAAAGGAAUCUCCAAUUGCAAAAGCAAUGGCAUCUAUUCCUUUUUAUUUAUCUUCCAUGUGUAAAAUCAUAAAUGAUUCAAAAGAUAUGGGUUUAAAUUCUUUUUUAACAAUGACAGAUUUGUAUGCAAAUAUUUUUUUGUACUUUAUACGAAAACACAUUUUUAAAAACAACAAAUUCGUAUAUGAGAUUAUAGAAGACAGCUCCAAUAAAAAGUAUAUUUUAAAUAUUUGUAAAAUUGCAUAUAAAAUGUUUGUGAACAAUAAAAUAGUUUUUUCCAAAAAAGAGAUUCAUGCUUUUAUAGGUGACUUUGAUAAAAAUGAAGAUAAGUAUUUUGGAUUUAUAGAAAAGAUUGAAACAGAUCUUGGUAGUUAUUAUCAAUUCGCACAUUUGACAAUAAUGGAGUUUUGUGCAUCUGUGUAUGCAUAUAAUUGUUUAAGUAGUGAUGAGAUUAUGGUCAAUAAGAGUCUGAAGAGUUGUUUAUCAAUGAUUUGUGGAUUAGCCAAUAAAAACCAAAACAGUUUAAUAAUGUUUCUUGGUAACCUGAAUCCUUCAAAAAAAUCCCAUGAAGAAUCUUUAAUUUUGUAUUCUGUUUUGGAUCGUCUAAGUAAAAGUGAUUACUAUAAAGAUUACAAAUUAUUCAUUGAAUGUUUUUAUGAAAGUCAAUCAUCAUUUAAUGAUGAAAUUAAAUCAAUUGUUUUUCGACGAUCAAUUGUUGAUGAACGAGGAGAGAAAGUUGUGGAUUUCGAUUCACGAUGGAAUAACUUCUUACUUUACUUCUUGCGAAAAUUAUUUCAUAAAUCAUUACGUAAAAUCUGGAAGAAAGUUAUCGAGAUGGAUGGAAACCAAAAGAUAAGAUUGAAGAGUUGACGAUAUGGAUCCCAAAUUAUUUAAUAACAAAAAAAGAUUUUGAAGAAAAUUUUCUUCCGUGGAUUAAUCUCUGUGAAAACUUAUAUCUUUCACUUCACCACGACAUUGAUUUUAUUAAUGAAUUUUAUGAAUGGAUUCGUUGUUCGAAUGUCAAGAAGUUUUGUAUCGUGUACCGUGGAAAAUAUUUUAAAAACCUCGAUGAAUUAGAAAACUUUACAAUACUUUAAAAUAUUUAAUACCUUAAAUAUAUUAAAUAAAAACAAUAACUAUAAAUAACUAAUGAAA
Messenger RNA from Hydra vulgaris (swiftwater hydra), 1704 nucleotides. RefSeq names its product NACHT, LRR and PYD domains-containing protein 3. Lineage: Eukaryota; Metazoa; Cnidaria; Hydrozoa; Anthoathecata; Hydridae. The record is from RefSeq and is a predicted model, not a curated record. Gene Ontology annotation, cellular component: cytoplasm. Gene Ontology annotation, molecular function: protein binding. Gene Ontology annotation, biological process: signal transduction.